ACUGUAGGGGAAGAUACAAAAACUGAAGAUGAAGGGCACCAAAUUUUGACCUUAUGUUGAUGACAAGCCUUAGUAGAAGUUAGGAGAACACUAUUGGAAAGAGUUGGAACAUGUAUUCCUUCAAAAGGAAGAUAUCGACAGGUUGUGUACAGUUAAUGCAAAUGUCUCUCCAUUGCAAAGUAUUGACCAAAAUAGAAAAACACAACAACAUAACAGAAUAUCAGCCAGGGUUUAUUCUUGCAUGUAUCUAUCCCCACUCCCAAAAUAAAUCUGCUCUUGGGGGAGGGGUUUAAAGAUAAAGCGUUCUAAAACAUUUAUUUACUUGAGAGUUUUUUUUUCUGCAGAAAGAAGUAAGAAAAGGAGGUGCAAAAUUAAGAACAAGUAGCAGUAUAAUAACAGUUCUCGGCUUCUUCAAUUCUUCAGGAGUAUAUCGAGUAUAUUGCUGGAGAAUUCAAGAAACUCAAUCGGCUUUGUAAUCUUCAUAUCAUUUAGUGUAUCUGUCAGCUGUUGUGUAUAUAUAUUUGUAGUUUAGUGUAUCUGUCAGCUGUUGUGUAUAUAUAUUUGUAGUUUAGUGUAUCUGUCAGCUGUUGUGUAUAUAUAUUUGUAGUUUAGUGUAUCUGUCAGCUGUUGUGUAUAUAUAUUUGUAGUUUAGUGUAUCUGUCAGCUGUUGUGUAUAUAUAUUUGUAGUUUAGUGUAUCUGUCAGCUGUUGUGUAUAUAUAUUUGUAGUUUAGUGUAUCUGUCAGCUGUUGUGUAUAUAUAUUUGUAGUUUAGUGUAUCUGUCAGCUGUUGUGUAUAUAUAUUUGUAGUUUAGUGCUAAUCUAUAUACAUGCACACGUAGAAUCGUGAACGUUUUCAUUGUAGCAUUUACAUUAACCAAUGUUGUGUCAAAUCAGCCUACAUUAUGUCAUUGUAUCUUAUUUCUCGAUAAAAAUGUUGACCUUUUCAGCGUCAUAAAACAUAUAUAUCAUAAAAUAUACAUCUAGUUCGAUUACUGAAACUAUCCCAUAUUUUCACAUCAUAAAACAUUUGUAAAAUUUAUACGGUACAAAUUUUAAUGCACCAGAUGCGCAUUUCGACAAAUAAUGUCUCUUCAGUGAUGCUCAAGCCGAAAUUUUGGAAAUUCGAAAUAACAAUAAAUAUUUAAGAGCUAAAAGGAAAACUAGAGUGUCAAAAACUGGAGCCAAAUUCGUCCAAGGAUAGAGCUAUGCACGAGGGAGAUAAUCCUUAAUUUUGAAAUAAAUUCCCAGCAAUUAAAUAUACAUCCGUAUACAUAUAUAUCAUAAAAUAUAGAUCUAGUUAGAUUACUGAAACCACCCCAUAUUUCCAAUGCUUUCACACUGGCUUCAUCAUAUAAACAACUUAUGCAUUUAUUGCUGAAUAACAAAUCUAUGUAAAUGUACAAUGUAACAUUACAAAAUUCCCUUUAUCUAGCAUUAAAUAAUUUACAUACAAUGUAGUUAUGAACACAUGGAGAUUUAAGUUGACGAUCGUUGUCAUUAUUGAAUUAAAGUUCCUAAUUUUUACUGUUAAUUUCAGACCAUCGUCCAUGAGGCUCUGAAAAGUAUACUUUCAUGUAAAUUGCAUGAUUACCUCUGAAGGGUUUGAUUUCUUUUCUUAUCAUGGUGAUUUUUAUUCAAAGGUGAAUCAAGAACAUGCAGUUGUUGUAACAAGACAACCAUUGUUCACACAAACGUCGUAUAUAUGUAGUAUGCAUAUGACUUCCUGGAUUUCACUAGAUCUACUAUCCAAAACACAAAACAGAGCUCAUUUAUUGUGUCGUAGGACAUUUAAUAUACUCGUACGUUAUGUCUCCCUUUCCUGGUGAUUUAGACAUGAAUUGAUGAAUGUAGUAUUCAUUGAUUCAGUCCGUGUUUAGAUGUGACCGGAUGUUACGUCAUACAUACAAGCUAGAAACGUGUAUGUUCGCAUGCCACACACAGUGAACAUUGUAUAAAAUCAAAAUACAAAAUGAAUUAAGUAUUGAUCUUCUCACAAUUUCGGAAGAGGAAAUUUUUAAACCAUGGGCAUAUUUCUAUCCAAAUUAAAGACUCUUAGACUAUUUCAGCCUUAUUCCAUCGGAAUUCCGGUUAGAAUCGUAAUGCUUGGUUUAGAUGGUGCUGGAAAGACGACCAUUUUGUACAAGAUUAAACUGAACGAGAACGUUUGCACCAUACCCACCAUAGGUUUUAAUGUGGAGACAGUAUCCCCGGUAAAGGGCGUGUCCUUCACGGUCUGGGACGUCGGGGGUCAGGACAGAAUAAGACCGUUAUGGAAACACUACUACCAAAACACUGAAGGUCUUAUAUACGUAGUAGACAGCAACGACAGAGAGAGGAUUACGGAGUCACGUGAAGAACUUUUCGGAAUCCUCCAAAACGAUGAAAUGAGAGGAGUUCCGGUGGUGGUCAUCGCUAACAAACAAGAUCUUCCAAAUGCUUUAAGUACGUCUGAAGUGGCAAACUUGAUGUGGCUUCACAAGUUGACGUCACGACAAUGGUUCAUUCAGUCAACCUGCGCAAUGACAGGCGUUGGAGUUUAUGAGGCGAUGCAAGAAUUAUCAUCUAUGGUUAAAGAAUAUCUCAAGAAAACUCCCAGAUGAAAUCGAUUACUCGCUUUAAUCUGGUUGAAAGGCACCAAUCGAUUGUUCUUGUAAAAUGCCGAAAGAGAUGACGAGACAGUGUACCGCCCUGGUGUACACCAAACGAUGGUAUCAUACUAAGAGGACCAGACCUUACUGACUAGAACGAUAUCAUCAUGGUCUUGUUUGCAGCUUUAAUGAAUUCUGUAUAAAUAGACAUAAGGCAGUACAGAUAAAUAUGCAUACUCUGUUACCCGUAUCAUUCUGUAGAGACACGAUUCAUACACUGUUACCCUAUCAUUCUGUAGAGACACGAUUCAUACAAUGUUACCCGUAUCAUUCUGUAGAGACACGAUUUAUACACUGCUACCCGUAUCAUUCUAUAUAGACACGAUUCAUACACUGUUACCCUAUCAUUCUAUAUAGACACGAUUCAUACACUGUUACCCUAUCAUUCUGUAGAGACACGAUUCAUACACUGUUACCCUAUCAUUCUAUAUAGACACGAUUCAUACACUGUUACCCUAUCAUUCUAUAUAGACACGAUUCAUACACUGUUACCCUAUCAUUCUGUAGAGACACGAUUCAUACACUGUUACCCUAUCAUUCUGUAGAGACACGAUUCAUACACUGUUACCCUAUCAUUCUAUAUAGACACGAUUCAUACACUGUUACCCUAUCAUUCUGUAGAGACACGAUUCAUACAAUGUUACCCGUAUCAUUCUAUGGUGGCAGGGGACAGUUUCUUUGGUUCUGAAACAUGUGGGUAGGGGGUAUACAUUAAAGUCAGAUUAUGACAGACUAAUGAAAAAUCAUAUUUCCAUUUUAUGUCAAUACUUGUAUUUCAUAUUGGUGUAGUCAAUAAAUUAUGACCCUAAAUUAAAUGUAAUCUAUAAAUACUGGUGCUGGUGUACAAAACAUGCUCUGAGCAGGUGCCCUUCUUUUUGCUUUGAUUUUCUCUCAUUUGGGCUAAUCCGCACCGCCCCCACACCAUCAUAGUACCAAGCGUGGGGAUUUAGACACUGUGCACAAUCAAGAACCCUAUCUGCCCUUCUUAAAAAUCUACCUUUUAUAUUUGGCCAUCCACCUUCCCUCUCAGCUACAGACAUUUUGCUGGACCAUGCAUGUUUACACCGGAAUUUCUUCAGCAACUGAUCAAACGUGUCUUAGUUUCGUAUUUGCACCCAUCUACAUGCUAGGAAUCAUGGUGACACCUACCUGUUGUAUAUCAACCUUUUUAUCAAUCACUCAGCUACAUUUGACAUGCAUCCUAAAAUUAUUGUAUAUAUUUUAACACAUGUAAUAUCACUUCAAAUAUGGGUGUAUUUUCAUUUUUUUUAAAAAGUUGACCGGGCCUAUAGUGCGAAACUGUCCCCUGCAACCGGGCCUAUAGUGCGAAACUGUCCCCUGCUACCGGGCCUAUAGUGCGAAACUGUCCCCUGCUACCGGGCCUACAGUGCGAAACUGUCCCCUGCUACCUAUAGAGACACGAUUCAUCAAUCAACGUACACAAUUUAUGUAAAAGCGAGAUAGUUCGUUCAUCAGGCGAUGCGAGAACACCAACAUACAGGAUGUGAAUAGACAGUCAUUCAAUAAGAAAACCAUGUGCCAUAAAUACGUGUAUAAUAUACAUGUACCAGUCUAUGAUUGGAUUUCAAUGUAAAAUAUCACUCGCUUGAAUUUUACUCUGUUAUAAUUAUUACGAAGGCUGUUUUAUUUGAUAUUUGAAUAACCAUCAGUAUUUCAUUCAUUUCAUAUGGUAUCCUGAGAGGACAGAUGUAAUAUUCAAAUUCAGUAUAAAAUUAUUGUCGGUAAAA
Messenger RNA from Ostrea edulis (European flat oyster), 4396 nucleotides. RefSeq lists its product as uncharacterized. Gene Ontology annotation, molecular function: GTP binding; GTPase activity. The transcript has 4 exons. Gene Ontology annotation, biological process: vesicle-mediated transport; intracellular protein transport. The record is from RefSeq and is a predicted model, not a curated record. Gene Ontology annotation, cellular component: plasma membrane; cytoplasm. NCBI's taxonomy places the organism in Eukaryota, Metazoa, Mollusca, Bivalvia, Ostreida, Ostreidae. Bases 2022 to 2600 code for a protein of 192 amino acids.